Messenger RNA from Guyanagaster necrorhizus, 920 nucleotides. RefSeq lists its product as uncharacterized. The record is from RefSeq and is a predicted model, not a curated record. The transcript has 6 exons. Bases 117 to 626 code for a protein of 169 amino acids. Gene Ontology annotation, cellular component: membrane. NCBI's taxonomy places the organism in Eukaryota, Fungi, Basidiomycota, Agaricomycetes, Agaricales, Physalacriaceae.
CACCACUUUUGUGUUCAUAAAAGUCUGACGUUUUCCAUUACGCUUGCUUCAUCUUCUCCUCUUCUCCUUUCUACUCUACCAACAGUAAAAGAAUUAUCUACAGUAACGCUUUUGAAAUGUCCUUCGAUUCGCACGUACGACGGGGCCAUACGAUCACCUUUGGUCUCCUCAUUCUGUUCGCAAUCAUCACACUCUCAAUAUCCGCCUGGUUGACAUCUGAAUUCAAUAAGCAUGGUCAUCAGAACGGAAUAUCCCAAAGAGACCGGGUCCGAUAUGUCCUGUUCGCCUCAACAUGGACUAUCGUAUUCAGCACAUUCUACUUAGUUCUAUUCUUGUAUUCCGCCACAGGAUCAGUGCUCAUUAGCAUCGCGUCUCACCUUAUUUUCCUUUUCCUUACAUGGGUUAUCUGGACCGCAGCCGCAGCCGCCAUAACCCAAAACCUUGGAGGAGGGUUGAACUGCAAAACUCAGGAUGUGUUCGUUUACUGCAGCCAACUCAAUGCGCUCGAGGCAUUUUGUUGGAUAGAAUGGGUAUUGGUUACUUUGGCCAUCCUUUUCGUGAUUGUCCGAGGCGUUCAGGCCGCCCGACGCGGUGACGGUUACCGAGGAGGUCUUGUUAGCGUAUAAGUGCGCGUGGUAUUCCGUUCUUGGAUGUAAAUGACGCAUUUCUCCGUCGGGAACGAUACACGAUUGAUUGUACGAUCAAAUUUAUGACAUCUGUUCACUUACUCAGUUAUGCAGUUGUUCCUGUAAUAUAAUGAUAAUGAUCAAGCCGUUAGUGACCCUUGCCUUCCUCGGGGUAGAGCUUAGACAGGCAAGCGUUGAAUGGGCGGUUGAUGGUUAUCGGGGAGCGGUCAAGCUUCUUUCAAAUGCUUGUACUAUACCGAGCUGGCGAGUAAAGAAAAUUAGACACAGAAUAAG